Molecule: messenger RNA, 1351 nt
Organism: Seminavis robusta
Lineage: Eukaryota; Bacillariophyta; Bacillariophyceae; Naviculales; Naviculaceae
Source: the annotation of a GenBank genome assembly
GUGAGCUGUGCUUCCGAAAGGCGUUCGUCAUUCAUCCAAUCUUCUUUCCACGGCACCUCCGAAUUCUGUCAUUCGUUUGCUUCGGAACCUGGCCAUGGCCGACAUCAACAGAACCCCGUGCACUUCGUCUAGCUACGGUAGCUGGCUCUGGCUAGUAAACAAGGUCGGUUCGUCAGAAAAUACAAGCAGAGAUUACAAUGGUGGCGAUGAUAAUGAAGAACCUACAGAUACUCGCGUUCUGUCUUGGAAUUCAAGCGGUAUCUUCCUUUUUGGCCCCACCAUCCAGAUCUUUGGUAGAUUCGCCAUCUCGACUCUCCGUUACAGGCAGCAUCAGCGAGUGGAGGGACCUCAUGUUUGAUUAUCCUGGCACAGGGAACGAUCGACGGUUAGGGACUGAACAGGGGGCUCCUCCUCGACAGGUCAACAUUCUACCCUUUCCAUUUGAUCAAAUUCUGCUGCAAGGGGAGACCAAACAGUUGAGACUCUACGAAGAUCGGUUCAUCAAGCUAUUUCAAGAUACCAUGGACAAUCAUUGUGGAGUGGUGGCCAUGGGACUCAUGGCACAAGCUGGCAUCGUGCAAAAGGUGCCACUCUGUGAAAUUGAAGCCUACAAUCGCAUGGAUAACUUUGGCAUUUUUGUGACCAUCCGAGUUGUGGGGCGGGCCGAGCUAAUGGAAGUGACACAGCAGGAACCCUACAUUCAAGCAGUGUGCAUGGAGAUUUCUGAUAAGGUGCCACCCAACCUAGAACUACCCAAUCUACUGGCCAAAAAUAUUGAAGACUCCAUAGAUAAUCUCUCCAAAAUGGAGCAACGAUUGAAACAAGUACAAGAUAAAGGGGACAAGAGUGAGAGUGGCCUGGACCGGGCUGUGCUUGAGGAUCGCUUUUAUGAAGAAAUUGAUGAAGACGACGAUGAUGAUGACGAUGAAGACGACCAAGUAACAGACAUGAGCAGGCAACAACGCUUUCUAACAGCAUAUCGCACUGCCCUUGCGACAGACACGCAAGGAUACUUCUUGGCAUCUGCUGAUAGCUCCUAUGGUAAGACACCCCAAGAGCUGACAGCCAUCAGCUGGGCUGGAUUUUGUACAGACAUUGUACCAGACAUGUUGGCAACCUACAGGAUUCAAGCCUUGGACAGUGUGGACUUGUUUGAACGGUUAAAACUCGCAUCGCAAAUGAUGAAGCAAAAAGAAAAGCAACUAAAAGCAGAACUGGUAAAGGCGGGCCUGGAACCAGGAGACGGAGGAGAUAGUGCCACUGAAGGCGAUAAGCAAUAGAAACUGGCAAGCUAUAGAAACUGGCUGGCAAGCUAUGUGGUCACGUUUUGAGUUGGUUAUUGGUGCUGCAU